Messenger RNA from Xyrauchen texanus (razorback sucker), 5482 nucleotides. RefSeq lists its product as uncharacterized. Lineage: Eukaryota; Metazoa; Chordata; Actinopteri; Cypriniformes; Catostomidae. The transcript is spliced from 4 exons. The record is from RefSeq and is a predicted model, not a curated record. Bases 387 to 3374 code for a protein of 995 amino acids.
CAUGCCGCCCACCUGGCAAACAUUGAUGACACGAACAUGCUUGAAAUUUGGAACCUGUUGUUCAAUUACACAUGCAAACAUUGACAUGCAUGCAUUCACGUGAUGGGGAGGACUGGACUCUCUUAUGACUUGUUUUUCCCUGAAAAACCUUGCUUGUAAAGCAGAUCGUAGGGUUUCCCUGGAAAUGCUGAUAAAAAAGUACAUCUUGCUGCUUAGGUAAAAAAAAGCCUUGUUGGAACACCAGCACAGAAGCAUCAUGUGUUUUGGAACAGCAUUUUAAAAGAAAACAUACGCUGCUGACCUGCUUUGGUGGACUCCCUCCCUUCUCGUUUUAUCAUUCCGUCUGGCAGUGUUUGGAAUACCUAUCAGCUCUGUUAGGAGUUCCAAUGGGUCAUAACAUUCACUAUGAUUUCGCUUGGUCAAGCCACAGCCGGGAGUCCAUGAUGAGCAGUAAGCAGGUACGGAGUUUCAUGGACCCUCUAGUCCAAAGUAAGAUGGAAGUAACAAUGGGCACAGUAGUCACUGCAGGACUCCCCAGAGAAGACCGCCUAGCCCGGUAUACCCACGACAGUGCUCUACCAAACAACAGGGCCUAUUUCUCUUUCUCUCUCAGCGGACAAGAUGCCCUUGACAUUCCCUCUUCAUGGGGCCCUUCUAAGACCUGUGUAAGAAAUGGAUCGAGCCCAGGGAUUGAUUCAUCAGCCAUUUAUAGACCUGAAAAUAUGUCUUUCCCAGUGGAUGGUGGCCACUCUGCUGUACAGCAUGAGUUGGCAACAAAGCAAAGGUUGGCCUAUUAUGCCAGUAGUCCUAGACGGCACAGUCCCAGAGCUGCUGGAGUCAUCUCACCAGUGGCUGUUUCCAAGGGUCACAUUGGAGGGUUUGGCAUAUCCUUCACAGGUGCAGAAAACUCUGUUGGGUUGGCUAUUCCAAGACCCGUGUAUGGUCAUAGCCUCUGCUGCGCUGAGCGUGGAUGUAAUGUAGGCCAUAACCAUGGCAUAGUAGAACAUGGACCACAAAGAAUGUCUCCUCACAUGUAUGAAGAUGAAUGGACUGCACAUUUCAGUCAUCUGGCUUACCUGCAUAAAAAGGGCCCAGAGGCAUUGGCACCGCAUAGGGUGAUGCAUUUGGAGCAUUGCACUGAGGGAGUAUCUUUAAAGGAUGGAAAGACCGAGGGCUACCAAAUUAUCAGAACAGAAGGACCCAGGAGGUCACUUCCUUUAAUGGAACCAAGUCAUAGAAGCUAUACCUAUAACACAACAUAUCCAUAUAUUGGUUCCACUUCAGAGUACUGCCAGCAUUCCUCAAUACACCCACAAAUAUACAAGGGUCUCUCUCCUGCCAAUGAGACAGGGAAAUUGAUGCACUGUGGUGUUCCUCCAAAGGUAUAUCGGGAUAAUUCUCAUGUUUCUAAAUGCACACCAAUGCCUCCAUGUCCCAUCGUCUAUUACCAUCAGAAUGGCACUAAGGCUUACAGAGUUGAUCCCAAUCUUUUUACAGACAAGCAGGCUCAGCAUGGUCAUAUACAUCAGAUACAUUCUCCACUGCCUGAUUCAAACAAUAUUUCAAAUUCCUGCUCUGAUGUACGUCCAUGUCAUCCACUGAUCACAAACUUUCCCACUUAUCAUCCAUAUGGAGUGCAUUUAAAUAGUAACUCAGCAUUCUUCCAAGAGAGGUCAUGUCCUCCUUUCUCCACACAUCAGUCAGAGCGACCUCUUGAUUUCUCUAAACGAAGGGUGCAGACACCUGACUCCCCUCUGGAGUUUUGUCGACAUUCUGGGGCUUUCCCACCCCCAUCGGCUCUCUACAGACAUCUCAAUAACACAGCUGUUGAAAGGCCUAGUCAUGAUCACUUGGAGAUUGCUGGAAAUGGCUUACUUGUAGACGGUGACAUAGAAUUUGGCAAUAUUCUCAUGUCUCAUGGGCAUUGUGUUGCUGAUCCACCCAACAGUGCUUCACCAUCUAAAAGACACAGAGAAGAAUGUGAAAACAGUAAUGAAACUGAUAUACCCAGGAAAAAAAAUUAUACGGAUACAACCCAUGAGCAGCCAGAUGAGCCUCAGUCACCGUCUUCCCCACCAAUGCCAGUUAUUAAUAAAGUUUUUAGCUUAGCUCCUUAUAAAAUCUAUUUUGAAGCUUCAGGCAUGUUUGCUCCACCAGGUGGCUCAAAAAGUCCAAAGCCACAGCCUGAGGCUGCACGACUUGUAGAAGAGCCAGAAAUUCAAAACAGUGAUGUAGAGUAUAAUUCUGGUGAAAAUGAGCUCAACUUGAAACAAGAAGCUCAAAUGUCACCAGCUAACAGUAACAGUCCAAUUGAAACACCAGAGAAUGUGAAGAUCAAAGAAGAAAAACUGGAUCCAGAUGAGUCAGAAAUUAAAGUGAGGAUCACUGAGGAGGUAAAUCAUCAGAAUCACAGUUCUGUGGUCAAAGAAGAGCAAGGGGAGUUGAACUCAAGUAUAUCUGGCUCUGUGCCUUGCAACAUUAUGAUAAAGAGUGACUUUAAAGAAGAAAGAAAUUCACCCUUAUUUGAAAAGUAUGUGGCUGGAGAUUCUGACAAGUCAAAUCAAGCUGUGAAGGGCAAUGAGGAAUCAGUUCCUUUGCUGCCCUCAAGACCUCCAAUGCCACCUUUAUUGACCAAAUUCUCCCUCAGUAAAAUCCUCCCACAUUGCCUUAAAUUGUCCAAUUAUAUGAUAGUAAUCCCUGAUGUCCUAAAAGUUCCAGCAACCCAAUCUGUCGAGGUUCCUCAGUCUCCUGUGGAGGCAAAGCCUAUCAUAAGUAGCAGCAAACAUGCCCGUCAUCAGUUUAUGGAGCUUCACCAGUCCCUCUGUAGACUCCUAUAUAGCUGUGUUAUUCAAACCUCAUGUCAAGAGCUUAAGGACUGGCUAUCCAAACAGGACCUUAGAGAAUCGGUCUCUAAUCCAAGCAAAACUCAGAGAGUCUCUUGCCUUUUAGGGUCCAAAAUGAGGGAGAUAUGGCUAAAAGGUGAAGAUAUGGUGAUGGCUCUAAGGAAGGUUGUUGGCCAGCUUCAGAAGUACAUUGAAAGCUGCGAAUGUCCUUUUCCUCAUGUAAUGAGGGCAGGUGCAGUGUUCAUUCCCAUGUUGGUGGUGAAAGAGGUGCUGUUUCCUCAGGUUCAGGGCACAUUCAUAGACCAGGUCCUCCUGGAGCAUCGGGUGGAACUCAGGCCCACCACCCUGUCAGAGGAGAGACAAUUGACACAACUCCACCGAAAGGCAUUUUCUUCGAAACUCCGGAGGCUACUGUCCCUUAAACAUCUGCCAGAUAUCUACCCUGAUGUUCUCAACCUUCUCUACCAUGCCAAUGUAUGCAAGUUCCUUGAUUCUACUGCUACAGAUGGGGUCCAUAAAUUGCCCAGAUAGAGUUUGAUGCGCAAGUCUUCCCGAAGAUGAAAUAAUUUCAGAUGACCAGAGAAUUUGCUGAAUGAUUGAUAUAAAAUGUAAUAAAAUUGUUAAAAUUAGUAAAUGUAGAAGUAUGAUAACUGAGAUAUGAUUGGGAUAAUAUUGAUAUAAUAAAAAUACAAUGAAUAUUGAACAGUGAUAAUAAUUACAAUUCUAAGCUUAUCAAAAAUUAAGAUUAAUGUGAAUGUACCAUUCUAAGAAAAAUACAUCUAAAUAUAGACCUGUAUAUAUUGUUUUCUUUGUUAUCUAAUAAAUAAAGCAAGAACUUAUUCAUGCGAUUUAUAUAAUUAGCCAAUCGUGUGACAGCAGUACAAUACAAAAUCAUGCAGAUAAGGGUCAGGAGCUACAGUUUGUUCACAUCAACCAUCAGAAUGGGGAAAAAAUUUGAUCUCUGUGAUUUAGACCGUGGCAUGAUUGUCGGUGCCAGACAAGCUGGUUUGAGAUGGGCUACAACAGCAGAAGACCACGUCAGGUUCCACUUCUUUGGGCCAAGAACAGAAAGCUGAGGCUGCAGUUGGAACAGGCUCACCAAAACUAGACCCUUAAAAACUGGAAAAACGUAGCUUGGUCUGAUGAAUCUCGAUUUCACACAGAUGGUAGGGUCAGAAUUUCGUGCCAAUAGCAUGAAUCCAUGGACUCAAACCUGUCUUGUGUCAACAGUCCAGGCUGGUGGCAGAGAUGUGAUGGAGUAGGGAAUGUGUUAUUGGCACAUUUUAGGCCUGUUAAUCCCAAUCAGUCACCACUUGAAUGCCAAGGCCAUUUGAGUACUGUUGCUGACCAUGUGCAUCCUUUCAUGGCCACAGUUUAUCCAUGUUCUUAUGGCUACUUCCAGCAUGAUAAUGCACCAUGUCACAAAGCAAAAUUCAUCUCAAACUGCAUGAACAUGACAACGAGUUCUCUGUUCUUCAGUAGCCUUCCCAGUUGCCGGAUCAGAAUCCAAUAGAACACCUAUGGGAAGUGGUUGAAUGGGAGAUUUGCAGCAUGAAUGUGCAGCUGACAAAUACAGAUAGAGAUGCACUUUGCAUAAAGUAUAAGAACAUGGAUACUUGAAAUGAAUACAAGUGAUGAUUAUAUAUUAUACACAAGAAUAGUUACAGAAUUAAGGUUAAUAAAAUAAAACAGAUUUUCUCGUUCAUGAUAUCAUUUGACACAUUUUUAUAGAUAUUAAUCUUUGAUUCAACUAUAUGUGUAUAUGCCAUAAAAUCAAUGGACAUGUUGUAAUUACAAUUUGGCAAAAUCUUCUGCCAUUUUACAGUCGACUAUUUUAAUAACUGGAUCAAAUGGGCAGAUUGGCAAAAGAAACUUAAGUGUACAUUACCAGUGCAUUAUUAAACACUAUACAUACAGAUAUAAAACAUUGAAUGCUGAAGUUUAAAAUCUCAAAACUAUUAUUCUCUCUGGCUGCCAUUAAACCUUUCUGCAGCUUGCUGAAUGUCCAGAUUAGGAAUAUACUGAUCCGAUACUGAAGUUUUAGAUGGAUCGGGUAUCAUGUUCGUUACUGUCAAGCUCAAAUGACAAAAAAAAACCUUAAAGCACAAUUAAAGUUCAUAUGACUCGUGCAUUUUAUUCAAAGCCACUUGAAGACAUGCAAUAGCUCUGUGAAUCACAAAAGGCUGUGUGUAAUGUAUAAAAUACACGCGCAGCUCUGUUUACACGCACUCAAUCGCUGCUAUUUUUAGCCUUCACGUGGUGCGCAAUAUUUGAGCGCUACUUACGAACAUCUCAGAUGUAGAUGCUCAAUCGUUCGGUUCACUUAUUAUAUGCAUUUAGAAUGGCACUGGAGAUGCUUUUUUAUCAGAAUUUAAAUGAGAAGCUAAUAAAACUACUGUGAACUUGCCUACAAACAGACACUUACAGGACUUCCUAUAGAGUUCAGAAUGACAAAAUAAAAGCAUGAGGGUUUAUAAAUUAAAGGUGCACGAUUGAGAUAUAUUACUAUUAUAAUAUAUUAUUAUUUGUUUACAAAUGAUAAUAAUAUUUAAGUUGAAUGGGUUCCAAAAACUGUGUGAAUGAAAAGUGAGCUGAUAUCUUACAACGAAAUUAAUAAAAAAGAGAUCUAAAUCCAUAAA